AUGUCCUAUCAGCCUGGUGCCCCGCCGGCCGGCUAUGGCGCGCCGUACAAUCCCCAGCAGCCGACGCAGGCCGGUGCGACCCCCGGGGGCUACGUCCCUGGCAUGGCCCCUCCGCCGAUGAUGGGCGGCGUGGCCCCUCCACCGAUGAUGGGUGGCGGCGUGGCCCCUCCGCCGAUGAUGGGUGGCGGCGUGGCCCCUCCGCCGAUGAUGGGUGGCGGCGUGGCGCCCCCGCCCAUGCCCGGGACUCAGCCCCAACCGGUGCAUCCUGGCGCGGGUGUCCCACCACCGAUGAUGGCCCCUGGUGGGCUCCCGGCCCAGAUGAAUCGGCCUGCCCCGGCUGGUAUGGCUGUGCCGCCGAUGCCUGGUGCCCCGACGGCGGUCGCUCCGCCUCGGCCGGUCGCCAUGAAUGCCCCGCCGAUGCCUGGCUCUGUCGCUGCUCCGCCGAUGCCUGGGGCUCCGGGCACCGCUGGCGCGCCGCCGAUGCCCACCACCAUGGGCGCGCCGCCGAUGCCGGGUGCCAUGCCCCCCACUCACCACAUGCCUGGACUUGCGCAUUCUCCCUCGGCGGCCGCGGCACCCUCGCUUCAAAGUGCGCAGAAUCAGUUUGCCACCAUGUCCCUCGGCACUCAGCAGCCCCAAGCUUCCGCGGCCACCGCCACGCCUCCCCGUCCUGGGCCUCCCCCGUCAAUGGCCGGUGUCGCGGCGCCUCCUCCCAUGGCACAGUCACCGCAAGGAUUUGCCCCUGGGCAGAUGCCUGCCGCCGGGCCGCAUAGUCCCUCGGUCGGCGCCCCCAGUGGACUCUUCCCCCCAUCGACAGCUGGUGCUGCUCCGCCGCCUCUCCCCGGCCAGCAGCCUCAAUAUGGUUACCCCCAGCAGCAGCAGCCCCAGCAGCAGCAGCCCCAGCCGCCGCAGCAACAGCAGCAGCAGCAGCAGCAGCCGCAGCAGCAGCAGUCCCCUGCCGGGCAGUAUGGUUAUGCGGCGCCAGGUGCUCGCUUCCCCCCCAUGCCUGGUCAGUCGAUGCCUCCCAUGCCCGGCCAGCCGAUGCCUCCCAUGCCCGGCCAGCCGAUGCCCCCCAUGCCCGGCCAGUUGAUGCCUCCUAUGCCGGGCCAGCCGUUCCCCCACUCCCCGAGCCAUGCCCAUCCGCAGCAGCACAUGCCGCAGCAGCCGAUGCCACAGCAGCAGCAGCAGCCUCAGCCGUCUCAGCCGCAGCAGGGGGCCCGCAACGCUUCCUCGGUGGACCUGGCUCAGGUCCCCUCGCCGGUAGGCGUGUUGGCCGUGGACCAGGCCGCCCACGAGGGGCGCCCGUACUACACACGCAGCUCGGCCAAGGCCCCGCCUUUGUCCUUCACUGAGUGCAGCAUCAUUGAUGAUGGCAACUGCAGCCCGCACUUCAUUCGGUCAACCAUGUACCAAAUCCCCACCACCAGCGAUCUGCAGAAGUCCUGCAAGAUCCCCUUCGGCUUUGUGUUGCAGCCUUUCGCCGAAACUUCGAUCACCGUGCCUCUGGUUGAUCAUGGUGCCCGGGGCCCCGUCCGUUGUGGCCGUUGCCUGGCAUACAUCAAUCCCCACUCGCGCUUCGUCGACAAUGGGUCUUCCUACAUCUGUGCCCUGUGUGGUCUGAAGAAUGAAGUGACUGGCGAUUUCUACUGCAACCUCGAUGUCAUGGGUCAGCGCCUUGACCAGAAGGACCGGCCAGAGUUGUCCCGCGGUUCGGUCGACUAUGUUGCCCCGGCUGAUUACUUUGUUCGUCCCGCGGCUCCGCUUCAUAUUGUCUUUGUUGUGGAUGUUUCCAUCCAGAGCCAGACAUCUGGCGCUCUUCAGGCCAUGUGUGAUGCCAUUCGCCUGUCGCUGGACUCGCUGCCUGAGCAGGUGUCGCUGGAUGGCGAGCGCAAGCCCUCGCCUGUGCGCGUGUCUCUGGUGGCAUUCGACCGGUUUGUCUAUUUCUUCAACCUCUCGAGUGAAUCCGAGUCGUCCAUCCCCCAGAUGAUGGUGUGCAGCGACCUGGAGAACGUGUUCAUCCCCAUCCACAAGGGCAUCUACUGCGAGCCGGCCACCAGUCAGGGCCGAGCCAGCCUCCUUAGCGUGCUGGACUUCCUGCCGUCGCACUUCUCGUGCAUUGGCUCGCCACAUGCGGGCUUUGCCGCGGCCGUUGACGCGGCCCAGAAGAUUCUUGUUGAGUCCGGCGGCCGCGUUGUGGCGCAGCUCUGCUCGCUGCCGACAUACGGUCCUGGCAGCCUGCUCUCGCGCGGCGACGAGCGUUCCGUCCUCAACACCGACGGCGAGAAGGCCUGGUUCGGGCCGCAGGGCAAGUCCAAGUUCUAUGACAACAUGGCCAAGACCUUCGUCAAGGCCGGGGUCAGUUUGGACCUGUUCCUGACGUGCCCGCUGCCAUCGGCCGAUGCCCGCACGACGUCCCUCAGCAACUCGGCCCAGGUGCUGACCAGCCCCAGUGGCGCGGCCUUCAUGGACGUGGCCACCCUGGGACAUGUGCCCCUGCGGACGGGUGGUCGGACCUUCCACUAUCCCCGGUGGUAUGCGCCGCGCGAUACCAUCCAGCUGACCGAGGAGGUGGCCCGGCGGGUGAGUCAAACCCAGGGAUAUGACACCCUGUCGCGCAUUCGCACCAGCACCGGUGUGGACAUUGCCUCGUACUAUUGCGGUCUGGCGGAGCCUUCCAACUCGGAUCUGGCGGUGCCAUUGAUGGAUUCGGACUUCGCGCUGGCCAUCAAGAUGUCGUACGAUUCGAAGCUUGAUGACUCGCCGGUCAUCGUCCAGUCGGCCACCCUCUACACCACUCCCUUCGGGCAGCACCGGGUCCGGGUGCACACCUUGGCCCUGCGCACGACCACCUCCUCACAGGCGACCUUCCAGCAUGCGGACAUGGAUGCCCUGGCCGCCUACACCUUCAAGCAGGCGGUGUACAGUUGCCUGUCCGAGGGGCAAGCCGUGGCCGAGGCCAAGACCAAGCUCCUGAAGCGCGCGGCCGCCCUGUUGGCCGCCUACCGAAGCCAGUGCUCGUACCAGACCCCGGCUUCGCACCUGGUCAUGCCCGAGACCUUGAGCACCAUCCCGCCCUACCUGCUGGGCAUGUGCAAGUCCAGCGCUCUCGGGACGGCUCUCGAUGGGGAGAUGUCUGUCGACACCCGGGUGGCGGCCAUGCAUUCGGUCUUGUCGUCCGGUGUGGCGGCUCUCUUGUUGCUGCUGUAUCCGGUCAUGUAUGACCUGACGCCGCUGCUCCAGGCGCCGGGCUCGUCGCCGGCCGGAGCCGCCGGCGCCUCCGCCGACGAGAGCCCCGGGUCCCCGGCUCGUGGUCUGCCGCUGACGCGUCUGUCCAGCACCUGCCUCUCGCCGAGUGGGCUCUUCCUGUUGGACAAUGGCCAGCGUAUGUUCCUCUGGCUGGGGCACUCGGUGCCGGUGGGUUACCUGCAGCAGCUUCUCGGGGUCGACCGACCGGAGCUGGCCAGCUCCCUGAGCGAUACGUCGGCCGAUCCCCUGCCGGUGCUGGACACGCCGAUCUCCCGGCGUGUCCGGCAGCUGGUCAACAUGCGCCGAUUCCAGGCCACUGGAGGGUCGCUGUCGGCGCCGGCCGGUUCCGGGCGCUGGGCUCCGCUGCAGAUUAUCGUGCAGAAGUCCACCCGCGAGGCGCGCUUCCACGACCUGCUCAUCGAGGAUGCGUCGAAUGCCGGGCGUGCUCUGCCGCCGCUGUUGGUGGAUCUUCAUCAGCGCAUUUGCGCCGCCAACAGCAAGUAAGCAUCUCCCCCUCGGGGGAGGAGGGGCCGAGCCUCCUCCCGUGUGUCCCGCCUUCCCAGCGACGACGGGAGCCACACUCCUCGUUCUGCACCCGAGAAUGCGUGGUGUGGGCUCCUUCUCAUGUGUGGCCCCCCCCCCCUCCCCCCCUCCCC
Messenger RNA from Fonticula alba, 3902 nucleotides. RefSeq lists its product as hypothetical. Gene Ontology annotation, cellular component: COPII vesicle coat; endoplasmic reticulum exit site. The transcript has 7 exons. Gene Ontology annotation, biological process: endoplasmic reticulum to Golgi vesicle-mediated transport; intracellular protein transport; COPII-coated vesicle cargo loading. Lineage: Eukaryota; Rotosphaerida; Fonticulaceae. Gene Ontology annotation, molecular function: zinc ion binding; SNARE binding. The coding region runs from base 1 to 3750 and encodes 1249 amino acids. The record is from RefSeq and is a predicted model, not a curated record.